This is a messenger RNA of Rodentolepis nana, 408 nucleotides long. NCBI's taxonomy places the organism in Eukaryota, Metazoa, Platyhelminthes, Cestoda, Cyclophyllidea, Hymenolepididae. The record is from the annotation of a GenBank genome assembly.
AACAUUGCUACUCCACAAAAUGUCCAACUGCAGCAAAUUUGGGACAAGUGGGCACACCUUACAUGGGAUUCUGUUAACUCUCCAGGACCACAAGCCAUUCACUAUUUGGUCAAUUACACAGAAAAUGGCGCACAAUGGACUCAACUUGAAACAACGGAGUGUGUAGCGGUAAUUCCAUUUCAUAAUGGAACUUUGGAGGCGAUUGUCAGGGCCACCUAUACACCAUGCGAAGGAAGCGAGACAAUACAUGGAAACAUUUCAAAAUCAGUUGCUAUUCGGAAUGCCUACAAAGGUUACUGUUCAUGCAAAACCUGGAUCAUAUUUGCUGCAAUUCCCGGAGCUAUCAUUCUAAUGGAAAAUGCAAUUUUGGCAACAAAAGCACUGCGACGCAGGUUCCACAAACCAUAA